AUGUUACAACCAAAACCAAACGAAUUAGGAGGAGAGACCUCACAAUUUUUUGAUUCCGAUCAGGAUGAUCCUUUCUUCUCGGAACAAGCCAAGGAAAAGUAUCGAUUGAAUCAUUCCAUCAACACUUCUGAGAAUCAUGAUACAAUGAAUAUUGCUAUUCGAAUGGAGUCUGUACAAUGGACAAUUCCCGAUUCAGAAUCAGGAGCGUAUUUAAAUACUUUAGAAACUAGAUUACAGCAAUUAAAGAAUGGAAGAACAUUCGGAAAGAGUAGAUUCUUCGGACACUCGUUAAAUCCAUCAUCAACGAAAAAGACAGAAAAACGAAUCGUGACGUCGAUGGAUUCUACUUCCAUGGGCCAAGUGAACUGUAAAUGUAUUGGAUUUCUUGGAGAAGAGGAAGAAGAUCAAGAUAAAGUUGAAAUGGUUGGAGGAAAGCCUUUAUUGGACAAUUCUGAAGGAGGUUAUUUAGAGGAUGUUCUCAUUGAACACUACGAAGGAGAAGAACAGGAAUUUGAGGAUUUACAAUUAAAGGAAAUGGAGCAAGCAGAAUGGACGAUUGAAUAUGCUGUGAAUGAGAGUGGGGAACAAGGUGAUACCUUCGUUGCUACGAAAAGAUUUUAUGAUUUGACAUCCGGAGAGUUAAUGUUGGACAAUAAAACAACCAUCGAAGGCGAAGUUCAAGAAUUACGAAAUAAAGAGAGUGACGAAGAAGAUGAUAUUUAUGACGCCCUGGAAGGAAUGGAGCUGAAAGACGAAGAUGAACUUGAUGACGAAGAAGGCGAUUUUAUGGAACCAGAAAAAUCAUCUUCCAGCUGCUCUCAAAUAUUUGCGAAAACAAAGACGUCGUUACAAGAUGAAGGUGAUGAUUGGGAAGCUGACUUUCCUGAAGAAAAUUAG
Messenger RNA from Naegleria fowleri, 897 nucleotides. RefSeq lists its product as uncharacterized. NCBI's taxonomy places the organism in Eukaryota, Heterolobosea, Eutetramitea, Acrasida, Naegleriidae. The transcript has a single exon. The record is from RefSeq and is a predicted model, not a curated record. The coding region runs from base 1 to 897 and encodes 298 amino acids.